GCCAACAAACUUGUGUCUUCUGGCUUUUCAUCAUUUUUGCAUGUUUUCAUCAUACUAUGUUACCCACUUUUAAAGAAAAACAUAACCCUAAUCUAGUAAGAGAGAAACAGUUCCCCUCUACUAACCCUCUUUACUCCUUACAGAGAUAUUAAGAGCUAUGGCACUUCCCUCAGAGAACUUUAAAGGGAAAGUGAACAAUUAUAUCUCAGAAGAAAACAUCCAUAAAUUUUUGAUGGUACUUUCACGUGGAGGUCAGAUGUCAGAAGAUGAUAUAAUAAAAAACCUCAAAUUACUGGAAGUCAAAAUUCUAAAUAUUAAGAUGUCUACUACAUUAUGCCAGAAAAUUACAGGUGUCCUUAUCAACUACCUGAGGAGAAAUGAGACAAAUGGAGAAAUGGAGAAGAUGUUUACAGCGGUCCUAAUGGCUCUGGGGUCCCACUUUCCAGAGAUGAUCAUUGUCAAGCUAUGGGACAGACCGAAUAUAUACUGUCUGCCCCCACGGAGCCUCAUGGUUGCAGUGGGGAAGAUAAGCCUUUCCCAAGAUACAGUUUCCUACAUCAGUUCUAUAUGGAGAUUCAUCCUGCCCCUUCUGAAGUUGGCCCAAGAGGAGAAUGACAUGUUGGCGAUAUGUCAUGUAUUCCACGGAUUGGUCAUCACUGCCCAGAAGCACCUGGAUUCUUGGAAUGAUAAGGUGAUGGGCUUUACUCAAAGAGAAAUGUCCAUGAAGGCCUACAUCACCUUCCGCGUCUUCCUCAACCGUUGGUCUUUGAAGAGCAAGGACAAGAAACCUCAACCAAGUCAAUUCUGCUUCCUCCUUUCCUUGUGUACUCCCCAGGCGACAUGUGCUUUGUGUGGGAUGCUAUCAGGGUCCCUGUGCCUGCAGGCCAUCCAGGAACUCUACCCCCGGCUAUUGCUGGCUGUGCUAUGUCAUCUCUACUGGGUGAAUGAGCAAAAUCCCUCCCAGAAGAUGGUGGUCUACAGGAAGGAGGGCAUCUUAGGCAAGACCUUAGACCCUACUAGUUGUGCCCUAGAGGUGGUGAAGUUGGUGUUGUUCGCAGCUGCAUAUGAUGGAGUGGUGGUCUAUGCAGAUGAGCACAAGUGCUGGGAUCUUCUGACCUGCCCUAAACUUUACUACAUAGGGAUCAUGGAACUGACAAGCAACUCUUGGCUUCCUCUGCCCCAUCCCAGUGGCAUUGUGAAGAACUGUGAGCCAGUCCUGCUGCACCGAAUCUUGAACCUUGCAAAGAAUCAUCUCAACAGCAUAGAUAAUCGUCAGAAGAUCUUGGCCAGGACCCUCUAUGCACAGCUCCUCUGGCAUCGAUCAGUGGCUCAGACUCUGGGUCAAGAAUUUGUGGAAAAUCUAAUCAAGUGGAUUAAGGAGCCCAACCUCGUUAUGAAAGAAAUUGGACUCCGUGGAAUCAGUAACAUGGCACUGCACCCAAGUCAAUCAGAGUCUCUGAGGAGCCUGGUUCCAUUCUUGCGUGACUUAUUGAAGAGCGAGGCUCGAGUGACAGUUCAGGCAAUGAAAGCCCUACGGAACAUCAUCCUCCAUGGGCAAGGAGAGGAGGUCAAGGUGGUGUUCUGCAGCAUUUCGAAGCAUCUGCAUCCACUCAUCACUGAUGAGAGGGACCAGGUGAGGAUCACAGCCAUCUCUGCUCUUGGGCACAUGUUACGUAAAAUCAACAAAUUCAAGCCUGGAUACGCCUUCCAGAAACAUCUGUACAAAUUCUUAGUGCCUCUGCUGCUUAGCUUUCAGGACAACAACACCGAAGUGGUCAAGGCCUGUGGAGCGGCCCUGACUGAGUGGACUACUGUGAUUGGCUGGACAUCCUUCACACAGAUGUUUCAGCAUACCACCCUCAGUGAUCACAUCCAGGUGUUGGAAGAAACAUGCAAGUACCUGGUGAGCAAAUGCAAAAGACAAUUAGUGGGGGAGUUACUGUUUCAGAGCUUCGGCUUCCUGAAGAGCUCGCAGUCCUUCCUACGGACAGCUGCAGUCCAUUUCAUAGCAUUAAUAGCUGAGAAGAUAAACCUGCAUUACAUACAUGAGGAAGACGUGCAGCUGUUACGAAAUGCUCUUGAAUGUAUGAAGAAUGAUCCUGUGGAAUCUAACCAAAUUUUGGUGAAUACUCUUCUGCAAAAUAUUGAGGAAUAUGCUAAUCCUAAGUACAGUUCUACUUCCAUUAGAAGUACUCGCUUCUUCAGAUUAUCUAGCAGGAGAAGAAAAAGGCAUCUAUUUAAGUCUAUCAGACUGGAAGGAGACAGUGAUACUGGUCGGCAGAGGAAUUGGCUCCUAGGCCCUCUAAAUUUCCUGUGUGCCUAGUGCAAGGGAGGGUAA
Molecule: messenger RNA, 2338 nt
Organism: Pipistrellus kuhlii (Kuhl's pipistrelle)
Lineage: Eukaryota; Metazoa; Chordata; Mammalia; Chiroptera; Vespertilionidae
Product: maestro heat-like repeat-containing protein family member 7
Exons: 16
Cellular component (GO): cytoplasm
Source: RefSeq, a predicted model, not a curated record